Peniophora sp. CBMAI 1063 is the source of this 948-nucleotide messenger RNA. Lineage: Eukaryota; Fungi; Basidiomycota; Agaricomycetes; Russulales; Peniophoraceae. The record is from the annotation of a GenBank genome assembly.
AUGCGUGUCCCUCCGUUUUCACUCAGGCGCCACUCGGACCUGCUAGAGGAGCUCAUAGCUCACGCUGAGGCCAGACCUAAUGGCGUUGGCGAGGGGUUUAGCGAAUCACAUCCUAUAUUCCUUCCAUCGAACGUUGAACUCAAGGCUAUUGAAGCAUUCUUCCGUCGCAUCUUCGGUCCCGGACGGAUGGAGGAUGGGACUCAGAACGACCACCCCGCCACGAUAUCCGAUAUCAUAUCUAACCUCAAGCUCUCCCGCUACCUGAUGUCCCGUGUUUGUUACUUUGAGGCAGUUAACCAACUCGAGUCAGUGGCCGUCAGUACACUGGCACAGGAUUGGCAGUCAAUGUGGACUCCUCUCACCCGCAUUGCUGUUGCAAUGGCCUGUGGCGUCAAGAAGUGGCUGCUCCUGCCAGAGACAUAUAUGUCAUUGCUCACUAUGCCAAGUGUCAUGUGGCGCUCACCCCAUCUUCAGACUAUUCUUUCGGGUGUUCAUGACGUUCAACGGCUUGUCUUGCUGGAGAAGCAGAUUGACCGCAUACGUUUUCAUUGCGCUCAUGAGUCUCCCUUCACACUUCGACCUGGCCCAAUGUGCGAGACAGUGAUAAAGUGCCAGGAGGCGUGGGAUAUGGCUUGGCGCAUAAGCUUUGCCCCGAACCUCAUUCAACGCGACUUUCCCAUGUCUUUGCCCAGCUUCGCUGAGGUGAUACUUUUGAAGGCCACCUCGAAAGACACCGGCCUCUGUUCAUCCUGCCAUUCAUCCAUGCUCCGGAGCGUCAAAAGUGAUCUACAGCGCACCCAGCGCAUUGGAAUAUCUGCCGCGGACGAUACGGAGGAGCUGGAUCCUUAUUUUGGAAAGGAAUACAUUCUCCUUCGAGGCAAGAUUGAGGAGUUCUGCGCCGUCUAUCCUGCGCCUCAUUGGAAGGAACCUCAGAUCAUUCAGACUUAA